AUUUUCUAAGCAUAUUAAACAAUUCUUUAAAAUUGUUAUUAAAUAAUAUAUAACAGUGUGUACUGUUAUUGAGACGUAAAAGGUAAACUCUAUUCAAAGGAAUAGAUGCAAUGGAGAAUAACAACGAAGAAUUACAAGAAAGAACAAGUAAAAAACAGAAAACUGAUCGAGAAGAAAACGAAGAGGAUUCUGACGGCUCAGUACAAGCGGAGUUCUUCUUCAAUGAUCCUACGGAAAAAGAUCGAGAUGGCAUACUAACUAUAAUACAAGGGUGCCUCAAGAAAGUGCCAUGGGAACCACCUAGCGGUAGUAACGAUUCCACAUACGGAAUACUAGCAACGUUGAUCACAGAACAAAGUAAUCUAGGGACAGUUGUCAAAUCUGAUGAUAAAGAUGAUCCAUACGUACUCUCGGUGCUCUCCAUACUCAACCUCAAGCAGUAUCAACAACUGGAGUCACUGGGACAAAGCUUCAUCGCAAUGGCAAAACAAGUAGGAUCAGAAAAUGAUAUACAAACUAUGCAAAAACUAAUUACAGGAGAAAGAAGCCAAAUCGGCUUUCUAAUCAAUGAGAGAAUGGGCAACAUACCAAUACAACUCAUUGGGAACCUACAUAAAUGCGUUUAUGAUGACUUACAAUGGUCACUGGAAAAUACAAUUGACGACAAUGAAAGGAAAUACUACCACUUUACGCACCUGAUGGGAAUAGCACGGGUGUAUACCGAAAAUCCAACAAUGAUGACAAAAGAAAACACUGUUUACGUAAAACCAGAAGAACGAUUCUACUGCGAAGAAUCUAUACUUGAUUUAGUAUGGCACACAGGAGAAUCAAAUAAAGUAGACUUCUACGGAAAAGACAACAAUACUAAACCCAUAAAGUCGAAAGUAAUACCGGAAGCCAUGGUGUUAUACUGUCUACCAAUCAAGAAGUUCAAGUUUGUUGUACAGAAAAUUGCAAAAACUUUUGUCGAUGUCUAGGAACGAUUCCAAUGUUAAAUGCUACAAAUAUUAACCAAAUAAGCAAUAAUCCCGCAAAUAAUUAUUAAUU
This is a messenger RNA of Babesia bovis T2Bo, 1047 nucleotides long. RefSeq names its product p21-C-terminal region-binding family protein. The transcript has 2 exons. Gene Ontology annotation, cellular component: nucleus. The record is from RefSeq and is a predicted model, not a curated record. NCBI's taxonomy places the organism in Eukaryota, Apicomplexa, Aconoidasida, Piroplasmida, Babesiidae. The coding region runs from base 111 to 977 and encodes 288 amino acids.